Molecule: messenger RNA, 2579 nt
Organism: Nothobranchius furzeri (turquoise killifish)
Lineage: Eukaryota; Metazoa; Chordata; Actinopteri; Cyprinodontiformes; Nothobranchiidae
Gene: szl
Product: sizzled
Biological process (GO): non-canonical Wnt signaling pathway; canonical Wnt signaling pathway
Molecular function (GO): Wnt-protein binding
Source: RefSeq, a predicted model, not a curated record
UGUCUGAAAUCACAUCAGACUUUGAGACUGGUGUUCGUUCACUAAUUGGUUAGGGCUGGUGGUUGUAUUAGUGUGGAUCAGUUAUAUAUUUCACCUAGCAUGCACACCACUUUAUAAAAAGUUAAAUUUUCAUUUGGUUUAAAUUUGAGCCUGGGUGUCUGACCCUCUCAUAUGAUCCUAAAUUUGUGGCAUUUGAAACGACGACGUACAAAACCAGCGAAUGGUAGGAUGACAUCAUGGUGGUUUAUAUGUUGAUUGAUGUUUUAAAUGUGGUGCAUUCCACAAAAAAAAAAAAAAAUAAAUUACUGUCACAACACUAUUCAAGCUGGAUGUUCCAGAAGCCAGUUGCUUGAGUUUUGAGGGUUUGUUUUUAAAUUUCCUCAAUAAAAAUCAUGCCAGGUUUCAUUCUGUUAACAGUGAGAAGCAGGAUCCAUCUCUCUUUGAAGAUUCUUCAAAGAUUGUUUACGGUCAUUUUGACAGACACAUGUUCAACCAAUCACUUCACUUCGCUGUCACAUUGUCAUUGACUGACAUUAGGGCAUGCAGCUCAAGACAGACACACUGUCUACACAGCAGCCAUCAGGCCCAACAACAGAUCCCUGCUGGGAUCCUGGCGGGGAGAGCUUGUUAAAUGUGAGGACUUAUUGUUUUCCCAAAUUGGUCUGGGUCUCUAAUUAUCCAGUUAGUCCCCCUCUUAUGGGCUGAACUCGUCUACCCGAUCUGGAACCAGCCUCCCGUCAUCAGAUCAUGCAGUAAAACGUGGCUCAGCUCUGGCUGGUCACAUGUUCAUUGUCUCUUCCAGACAGGGCUGCUACACAGCCAUAUGUAAGUGGGAAGAGAGCCAAUCAGAGUCAAAAGUUUUUGGACUGGUUGAGUGCAAUAGAGACCUAAUUCUUGAAGAAAAGGCCCAGAGGGAUCAAUUGCAGAUACACAUCUAAAUCUGGAGACAGACAACACUCAAACAAAUAUGUCCUAAUCUAAUGAGAAUGGAUGAAGGGGCUUGGGUCCUUGAGAUGGAGCAAACUGGUGGAUCUGCAAUAGUUUGAAAGUCUUAAGUUCAUGAGGGAUUUUGCCUUAUAGGUAUUCUCUAGGGUUUUACAGUAAUGUAGAACUGAUGAUCACCAAGGGAAUUUUAGGACAUUAUUUUUCAUAUUAAAACUUAAACAGAGUAGUAGACUGGUAAAAAUGAGCUUUUAUUUUGAAACAAACCCCUACAGAAAAAAAUUGUGAUGAACAUUUGUGAUACAGCGUAGAUAAAACUAUUUUUUCAGGACUUUUUCCACUUUUUAAAUUCUCUUUAAACAAAUGAAAGAUCACGUGGCUCAUCUUAAAACUGGGGUGACAUUGCCUUUUGUCUCCCCUGCCCCUCCUAACUCACACCCUCAGUCUGCUUACUGCCCCCUUUUUUGUCUGCAGCCAUUACACAAAAAAAAAAGCUGUUGUCUCCAAACACACCGUCUCUAUGCCCUUUGAUAGGUAGUUGAUAACAGACUAGCAGACUGAUGGGGCUGGCUGACUGCUGUAUAUAAGGAAAGGUGCAUCAGCAGCGAAGUCACACCAAAGUCCGACAACCUCUCUGAAAGCUCACCUUUUAGGAGUUUACCAACAACUAUCAGUAUGAUGUUCUUCAUUGUGCCUCUUGUAGCUGUGGCAUCUCCAUUACUGGCGUUUGACAUGAGUCAGUCCACUCGUUGCGUUGCCAUCCCCAACCAGAUGAAAGUCUGCAAGGAUGUUGGAUACUCUGAGAUGCGCCUGCCUAACUUUUUAGGACACAGCAACCUAGGAGAAGUGGUUCUACGUUCAGAGGACUGGAAAGACUUGUUGCAAACAGGCUGCCACCCUCAAGCACAAGUCUUCCUCUGCUCCAUUAUUGCACCCAUCUGUCUUGACACUUUUAUCCAGCCUUGUCGCAGUCUGUGUGUGGCAGUAAGGGACAGCUGUGCCCCAGUGCUGGACUGCCAGGGACAUCCUUGGCCUGAGGCGUUUGACUGUGACCGUUUCCCUGCUGAGGAAGACAUGUGUCUAACCCCCCAUGGAAAAUUCAAUUACUUUCUUAAAGAUUUACCCAAACCAGUGUGUCAAAACUGUCCAUCUGUGGAAACGUCCCCACCCAUGAAAACAGUCCUGAGUGCCUUUUGUCAUUAUGAUUUUGCUGUGACGGCCAAACUCCAUCGUCUCCGUCACUCCACCGGAGAGCCAGAGUUCAAGGUGGAGGGCCGAGUUGAGUUUAUCCGCCAGGGUCCACUGCUGCCUUAUGACACCCAGCACCUGUUGCGGGAGUGGCUCCUCAUCAACCUCCAGUGUGCCAGCUCCUUGGUGCGCCCGGGCCGCUCGCAGCUUUACGUUCUGACAGGCUCUGUGAAGCCCAACGGAGCUGUGGCACUCACCCAUCUCUUUCCCUGGCACAAAAAGGACUCCGGCAUUGCAUUAGCCACUCGUAGGUGGAAACACCACCGAUGUUAAGAAGGAACUACUCUGAAUUUUGUUCUCUUAUUCAUAUGGGAUAGCUUAAUUCAUGUGAUGCACUCAAACCUGUAAAUAAUAUCAAUAGAAUGUUAAUUAAAUAUAUUUAACAUCUU